Fukomys damarensis (Damara mole-rat) is the source of this 1502-nucleotide messenger RNA. It is a transcript of the gene Fhl2, whose product is annotated as four and a half LIM domains 2. Gene Ontology annotation, molecular function: transcription coregulator activity; transcription factor binding. The record is from RefSeq and is a predicted model, not a curated record. Bases 293 to 1132 code for a protein of 279 amino acids. Gene Ontology annotation, cellular component: nucleus; Z disc. Gene Ontology annotation, biological process: negative regulation of calcineurin-NFAT signaling cascade; negative regulation of transcription by RNA polymerase II. Lineage: Eukaryota; Metazoa; Chordata; Mammalia; Rodentia; Bathyergidae. The transcript is spliced from 6 exons.
AGCUUCCCUCUCGCGCACGUGGACCUGAUCAGGAAGUCCUAGCCCAGCUGGGGCCAGGACAGCGCCUAGAGCCCCUACUCGAGCCGCUGUGCCCCGGGGCCCCGCUGGACCCAAGGAAGGCACGUUCAGGUCCUGCCCCGGGCAGGGGAGUUGUCCACCCGACCCCUCGCUGGGGACAGGGCAAUCCCCAGUCCCCUCCCCGCUGUAGUCAGAGCUUUUAUCCACGCGUUUCUUCAGCCGGGUGCCUGUGGUGACUGAGAAGCAUAAGGGUUGCUGAGAAGCCAGUGUCACUAUGACGGAGCGCUUUGACUGCCACCAUUGCAAUGAGUCUCUCUAUGGCAAGAAGUACGUCCUGCAGGAGGAGAACCCACACUGCGUGGCCUGCUUUGAGGAGCUCUACGCUAACACCUGUGAGGAGUGUGGCAAGCUGAUUGGCUGCGACUGCAAGGACCUGUCCUAUAAGGAACGGCACUGGCACCAGGGUUGCUUCUGCUGCUCACAGUGCCGUGGCUCGCUGGUGGACAAGCCCUUUGCCGCCAAGGAGGACCAGCUGCUGUGCACCGACUGCUACUCCAACGAGUACUCGUCCCGCUGCCAGGAGUGCAGGAAGACCAUCAUGCCUGGGACCCGCAAGAUGGAGUACAAGGGCAGCAGCUGGCACGAGACCUGCUUCGUGUGUCACCGUUGCCAGCGGCCAAUUGGGACACAGAGCUUCAUCCCCAAGGACAGCGAGAACCUCUGUGUGCCCUGCUAUGAGCAGCAGUAUGCGCCACAGUGCGUGCAGUGCCAGAAGCCCAUCACAGCAGGCGGUGUCACCUACCGGGAGCAGCCGUGGCAUCGAGAGUGCUUCGUGUGCACUGCCUGCAGGAAGCCACUGUCGGGCCAGCGCUUCACGGCGAGAGACGACUUUGCCUACUGCCUGACCUGCUUCUGCGACCUGUACGCCAAGAAGUGUGCCGGGUGCACCCACCCCAUCAGCGGACUUGGUGGCACAAAGUACAUCUCCUUCGAGGAGCGGCAGUGGCACAAUGACUGCUUCAACUGCAAGAAGUGCUCGCUCUCCCUAGUGGGGCGGGGCUUCCUCACUGAGAGGGACGACAUCCUGUGCCCCGACUGUGGAAAGGACAUCUGAGGCUCCUCAGGCAUCAUGGCUGGGGCCUCCACAGAUCCACAGCCACCUGAGGCUGCCCUCUUUUGCCUUUCAGUGAUCUUCACGUUAUUAAACCUUUCAGUCCUUCUUACUAUGUAGUUCAGUCCCGGGGAAGGAGACAACCAUAUUUAACCCUAGUAGGAAGAUGGCUUAGAAUUUUUGUAAUCACUUAAGGCAAAUCCCAUAUAAAACUCCUUUGGAAUGUCUACACUGCAUCUUUCUUUCACUGCUUCUGUAAGUGGGAUUAACAAUGCCACACACUUGACAGUUUUCUAGGCUAUCUAGGGUAAGGAAGAGUGGCUAUUUGCAGCUCUGUACUGUUCAAGAUUAUGUGACUCACAAUAAAGCUAUU